Messenger RNA from Caenorhabditis remanei, 1146 nucleotides. RefSeq lists its product as uncharacterized. NCBI's taxonomy places the organism in Eukaryota, Metazoa, Nematoda, Chromadorea, Rhabditida, Rhabditidae. The record is from RefSeq and is a predicted model, not a curated record. Gene Ontology annotation, cellular component: nucleus. Bases 1 to 1146 code for a protein of 381 amino acids. The transcript is spliced from 5 exons.
AUGCUUUCCGCUCCGCUGCCAAAAAAGAGUAAAAUCAAUACUCCUCUGAUUAAAUCGACGCCUUUCCCCAUCAAAAUUGAGAAUCCAAUCGUUCAAGAAGUCGGUGAUUUGAUGCCUCUUAUGGAUCUAUCGACAUCUGCAUUCCCUCCAUUAGCUUCACAACAAGGAGUUUUCGACAUGGAUAUGGAGUCUGAAAUUGGAAAUAUUUCGAAUAUUUCGUCAAUCAAUACACCGCAAUUCAGCUUCGAUGAGGACUCUCGUCAGAUCUCCCAUCAAAUUAUGCGAGUCGCUGCCAACUCAACGAAAGAUCGUCAAGACUGUUUCAGACAACUGUUAUUCGCAACGGUGUUUGCAUUUGAGAGCUCUCCGAAAUGCACCAACGUUGAAGAAUUCUUCCGAAUGAUGGGCGAACGAUACGCAAAGAAAAAAAAGCAUGCCUCUCAAACAGCGACAAGUAGUCGCAGCACACCAAGAAAUUUGGGUCUGGAUGAGAAUCGGACUGCUUCAACACCAAAAACGAAGAAAAAACGAUCGAAAACCGCGCCGAAGAAAUAUCGGCAAGAAGAAGAGGAUUUGGAAGCGAUGGAUGAUGACAACGACCGGUCCGAGGAACAACCAGAAAUCGAUUCGGAUUUUGUAGUGUCUAUGAAUCAAGAAUCUGAAAAUCACGGAAACAGCGAUGAAGUGAUCGAUCUAUUUGAAUCGAAUGAAGAUGAAACUGAAGAAAAGCCACGUCUGAUGCUCGCCGCUCCGCUGCCAAAAAAGAGUAAAAUCAUUACUUCGCCUUUCCCCAUCAAAAUUGAAAAUCCAAUCGUCCAAGCAGUCGGUGAUUUGUUGCCUCUUAUGGAUCUAUCGACAUCUGCAUUCCCUCCGACAGCUUCACAACAGGGAAUUCUCGACAUGGAUAUGGAUUCUCUAAUCGGAAGUGUCUCAAACAGUUCAUCGAUCAAUACACCGCAAUUUAGUUUCGAUGAAGACAUUCGUCAGAUCGCCCAUCAAUUGUCUCGUGUUGCCACCGCCCGUCCAGAAUGUCAUGAUGCCCUCCGUGAAGUUCUAUAUGGAACGAUUGUUGAAUUUGGAAAUGGAGGAUUCAAUGGCAAUGUUGGAGAGUUCUACAAGAAAAUGAACGGUCGUUAUAACCAUUGA